UUUCCCCUCUCCGUGGCAGCCAUGCGCUUCAAGCUGCUGAAGCACACGCGGCUGAACGUGGUGGCGUUUCUGAACGAGCUGCCCAAAACCCAGCACGACGUCAAUUCCUUCGUGGUGGACAUCUGUGCCCAGACGAACACGCUGCUCUGCUUCACCGUCCACGGCAUCUUCAAGGAAGUGGAUGGGAAGUCGCGGGACUCUGUCCGGGCGUUCACGCGGAUGUUCAUCGCCGUGCCGGCCGGGAACAGCGGGCUGUGCAUCGUGAACGACGAGCUGUUUGUGCGCGGCGCCAGCCCCGAGGAGCUGCGCAAAGCCUUCGCCCUGCCCGCGCCCACGCCCUCGUCCAGCCCCGUGCCCACCCUGACGGCCGAGCAGCAGGAGAUGCUGGCGGCCUUCGCCAUGCAGUCGGGCAUGAACCUCGAGUGGUCCCAGAAGUGCCUCCAGGACAACGACUGGGAUUACAGCCAGGCCGGCCAGGUCUUCACCCAGCUCAAGCUGGAAGGGAAGAUUCCGGAAGUCGCUUUUCUCAAGUGAACGUUGGAGCUCCCCGCCCCCUCCCCGGGCCCCUGUCCCGUGUUCGAGUCCUUUCGAUGCCCCCGAGUUUUGUAAAUAAACCGAUGGAUUAUUGAUUAUCGA
This is a messenger RNA of Zonotrichia leucophrys gambelii, 636 nucleotides long. RefSeq names its product nuclear RNA export factor 1 (gene NXF1). Gene Ontology annotation, cellular component: nucleus. Gene Ontology annotation, molecular function: RNA binding; protein binding. NCBI's taxonomy places the organism in Eukaryota, Metazoa, Chordata, Aves, Passeriformes, Passerellidae. Bases 22 to 534 code for a protein of 170 amino acids. The transcript is spliced from 6 exons. Gene Ontology annotation, biological process: poly(A)+ mRNA export from nucleus. The record is from RefSeq and is a predicted model, not a curated record.